Molecule: messenger RNA, 1635 nt
Organism: Xiphophorus hellerii (green swordtail)
Lineage: Eukaryota; Metazoa; Chordata; Actinopteri; Cyprinodontiformes; Poeciliidae
Gene: ttll9
Product: tubulin tyrosine ligase-like family, member 9
Exons: 14
Coding region: 113-1414 (433 amino acids)
Biological process (GO): protein polyglutamylation; microtubule cytoskeleton organization
Cellular component (GO): ciliary basal body
Molecular function (GO): tubulin binding; tubulin-glutamic acid ligase activity
Source: RefSeq, a predicted model, not a curated record
GUAGUCAUGACAACAACUCUUCCGUCCUUUCAGAUAAUGUAGCUUUCUCCAUACAAAUACCUCAAUAGGAAGUUCCGAAGCCUCCUGCUGCUACUUUGUGGUGAACGGGUCUAUGUCGAAGUACAAGACAUCUGGAAACAAAGCCUCAAAUGAUAGUGGCAAAAGUGAGGAACGGGAAGGACGAAGUUGCGUGCGUUAUAAAUGCGGCUUAUUCAACACCAUACAAGAUGUCCUGAGACAAAGACCAAACUGGGUUGAAGUCAAAGAUGAUGGAGAGUGGGACUUCAACUGGUGUGAUGUGGGUUGGCUUAGGGAGAAUUUUGACCACUCAUACAUGGACGAACACGUCAAAAUAAAUCACUUUCGUAACCAUUACGAGCUGUCCCGCAAAAAUCUUAUGGUCAAAAACCUCAAACGGUACCAGAAGAAUCUGGAAAAGGAAGUUGGCCGUGAGGAAGCCUUCAAAUGUGACUUUUUCCCUUGCACCUUUGUCCUGCCCAGCGAGUAUCAUCUCUUUGUAGAGGAGUUCAAUCGAAACCCUGGCAGCAUCUGGAUCAUGAAACCGGUAGCAAAAUCACAGGGCAAAGGGAUUUUCUUAUUCAGGAAACUGAAAGACAUUAUAGACUGGAAGAAGGAAAGCGUUCACUCAGAAGAGCAGAAAGAUGCAGCACCUGUGGAAAACUAUGUGGCACAGAGAUAUAUAGAGAACCCUUACCUUAUUAAUGGCAGAAAAUUUGAUUUGAGAGUUUACGUCCUAGUCACGUCAUAUGUUCCCUUAAAGGCAUGGUUAUACAGAGAUGGUUUCGCUCGCUUCUCUGGGACUCGCUUUUCGCUCAGCACCAUCGACGACAAGUACAUGCACCUCACUAAUGUGUCUGUUCAGAAAACAGCUCCAAACUAUAAUCAUGAAGAGGGAUGCAAAUGGGAGAUGCAACAGCUUCGGAGAUACCUGACUGCCAAACAUGGUAGGGAGUUGAUUGAAAACCUCUUCAAAGAGAUGGAUAACAUCUUUAUUCGAAGUCUGCAGAGUGUCCAAAAGGUCAUUAUAAAUGACAAACAUUGUUUUGAGCUCUACGGUUACGACAUACUGCUGGACGAGAACCUCAAGCCGUGGUUAAUUGAGGUGAAUGCAUCUCCAUCACACACCCCCAGCAGUCGGGAGGAUUAUGAGAUGAAGUUCAGACUACUGGAGGACACUUUGAAUGUUGUUGACAUGGAGGGAAGGCUGACUGGCAAGGAGAAAAGAGUGGGAGGCUAUGAUCUCAUGUGGAACAAUGGGCCUGUCUAUAGAGAGGAUGUCUACCUACAAACAUUUGGCAGUUCAUGUUUCACUGCCAACACAUACUUGGGGUGUCUGAAUGACAGAGAAAAGCAGCUUCGCCAUCUUUUUAAACCAUUUCAGAGGAGGACCUAAUUGUGUACGGAAUCUCCAACAUGGCAUCACUUUUUCUUUUCUUUUUUUUGUUCGUGGUAAAGGACGCCGACCCAGUUCCCACCAAUGUUUUCUGCAUGUAAAAACAAUAUUUCAACCUUAGACCAAUUUUGAACGUGCAACAAACAGGUUGAUUUAACAAGACGGGCACAGACUGUCAGUGUCUUGUUUUUACAAAUAAAAUCUGUAAUGUGUGAUGUGCA